AUGUUGGCCUGGCUGUUGGUAGGGGUUAUUGCAACCUAUAUUGUAUUGUCGCUGUUCCUGCUUUUUGUUUCUGCUUCAGAAAAAAAGGGAUAUGAGCUUGAUCGUCAAAAGCACGCGGCUGUGGUUGUCGUGGGCGAUCUAGGCCACUCGCCUCGCAUGAACUUCCACGCUUUGAGCAUUGCUAAAGAGGGCUGGAAAGUGACCCUUAUCGGAACAAUCGAGUCAAAUCUUAUGCCUGAGAUUGUUGAAAAUGAGGGUAUCGAGGUUGUUGAGCUGCCCAAAAUAAAACGAAGCGGGCCAUUUGUCCUUUACGCCUUGAAACGGAUUGUUUUCCAACAUUACCACUUAUGGAAGGCACUUCGUGACUGUGGCAAACUUGACGUUGUUUUAGUCCAGAACCCGCCGUCAAUUCCUACACUUGGAUCCAGCCGCUUCUUUGUUUUGUUCACUUGUCCCAGUGCGCGUUUGGUUAUUGAUUGGCACAACUUUGGCCAUAGCAUUCUUGCCUUGACUGUGAAACAAAAGUGGGCAGUCAAGGCCUAUCAAUUCUAUGAGUUUAUUUUUGGAAGAGUUGCUUCAGCCCAUCUGACCGUUUCAGUUCGCAUGGGCUUGGUUUUACGCGGGAUGGGUAUCAAGGCACGUCGAAUUAUCCCCUUGCAUGAUCGACCUUUCAAGUCGUACGUUAUCAAUUCCAAAGAGCAAAAGGAGCUCAAGAGCAAGCUAUUCUCUGAUCUGGUAACGCCCAACUCCAAGUUAGUGGUGACCUCAACUUCUUAUACCCCGGAUGAGGAUCUCGGUAUGCUUCUAGAUGGAUUAGCUAUUUACGACAAGGUUCCCAAGGCUGCAGAGCUUAAUGUUGUUGUUACCGGGAAGGGCCCCGGAAAAGACGCAUUUUUGCAACAAGUCGACGCCCUUGAGCUUUCAAAGAUUCGGGUGUUUACCCGCUGGUUGACGUACGAACAAUACCACCAAUUAUUAAGUGUGUGUGAUUUGGGUAUUUCGUUGCAUAAAUCAAGCUCAGGUUACGAUCUCCCGAUGAAAGUCGUUGACAUGUUCGGUGCUGGCCUGCCUGUAGCUGCUCUCAAGUUCCCUGCCCUAGACGAGCUUGUGAGGGAGGGCGAAAACGGGUUGAUGUUCAGCUCCGCAGAAAGCCUGUCUGCUACCCUACAAACCGCGUUUACAAAGAAGGUUUACGAUAAAAUAAAAACCGGCGCAGUCAAAGAAGCCGCAAAUACGUGGUCAACCACCUGGGACGAAAAGCUUGGCCCUGUCUUCAUGACGAACCCCCCGCCUUUGACUUAUGUCCCUUCUAGUAGUAGUAGCGAUAGCGAGUAA
Wickerhamiella sorbophila is the source of this 1335-nucleotide messenger RNA. Its product is annotated as Chitobiosyldiphosphodolichol beta-mannosyltransferase. Gene Ontology annotation, molecular function: mannosyltransferase activity. NCBI's taxonomy places the organism in Eukaryota, Fungi, Ascomycota, Dipodascomycetes, Dipodascales, Trichomonascaceae. The transcript has a single exon. The coding region runs from base 1 to 1335 and encodes 444 amino acids. Gene Ontology annotation, cellular component: endoplasmic reticulum. The record is from RefSeq and is a predicted model, not a curated record.